Messenger RNA from Anopheles marshallii, 1878 nucleotides. RefSeq lists its product as uncharacterized. Gene Ontology annotation, biological process: proteolysis. Lineage: Eukaryota; Metazoa; Arthropoda; Insecta; Diptera; Culicidae. The record is from RefSeq and is a predicted model, not a curated record. The transcript has 7 exons. Bases 1 to 1878 code for a protein of 625 amino acids. Gene Ontology annotation, molecular function: serine-type endopeptidase activity.
AUGGUGCCAUGGCUAUUGUCAAUUGUUGUAACGAUCGUUUUAAGCGAAGAAGCGUUGGCGAUCGAGAGUUAUGAACCACGCGCCACCGGACGUAUCGUUGGUGGACGGGAUGUAGAAAUUCGAGACUUUCCGUAUCAGCUAUCAGUGCAAAAUGAUGGGUACCAUGUCUGUGGAGCCUCGGUCGUGUCCAACCGUUUAGCAUUAACUGCCGGUCAUUGCUGCUUCGGUGCCGACGUGGCGAAACUCUCCAUUCGCGGAGGAAGUACAUUCCACGGGGACGGUGGUAUGUUGUUUACCGUCAACUGGUUUAGCAUUCAUCCUCAAUAUGAUCAUGAUAAUCUAAACAACGAUGUGUGCGUGCUCCGGAUCACUGGAACAUUCCUGCAGCACCCAAACAUAGCAAUCAUACAAAUAACCAAUAGUACAACCAUUCCCGGCGGUGACCAGGGAAUUGUUUCUGGCUGGGGUGCAGUGGAAACGGAUGGAAACUCGGUAUCGCAUCUAAGGGCGACGAAAGUGAAAAUUCUGACCCAGACACAGUGCAAUAAGCGGAUUCGGAAUUCGGUUACGCCCACAGCAAGCAUGUUUUGUGCCGGUAAUGUAGGGAGGUCCAUUUGUGUCGGCGAUGGUGGAGGUCCUUUGGUGUACCAGCAGCGUCAAAUAGGGAUCGUGUCGUUCAUCGUAAAGGAGUGCGGAGGGACCGAACCGGCAGUUUACACGCGCCUGUCCAACAAAAGCGUACAGGAUUUCAUUACAAUGGAGAUUUCCAACGACCAGCUACGCCAAUUUGAUUGCCGAACGAUGGGCAUUGAGUGCGGCACACUGUCUGCGGAUCCGGAAUAUUGUCCGGCGGAUCAAUAUUUUCUGCAUCCAAAGUUUGACCGGGAGAUACUGGACUACGAUGCGGCCGUGAUACAUGUGACGGAAAGUUUCCUCAACGAUCCGAUACGUCCGGUUAGUCUGGGUAACACCAACACGAUCUACCCGAUUCCUUCGGCUGCUGUCGUGUCCGGUUGGGGAACAGCGAAUGAUGAUGGAUACACACCGCUGAUACUGCAAUCGCUUGAAAUGGUGCCAUGGCUAUUGUCAAUUGUUGUAACGAUCGUUUUAAGCGAAGAAGCGUUGGCGAUCGAGAGUUAUGAACCACGCGCCACCGGACGUAUCGUUGGUGGACGGGAUGUAGAAAUCCGAGACUUUCCGUAUCAGCUAUCAGUGCAAAAUGAUGGGUACCAUGUCUGUGGAGCCUCGGUCGUGUCCAACCGUUUAGCAUUAACUGCCGGUCAUUGCUGCUUCGGUGCCGACGUGGCGAAACUCUCCAUUCGCGGAGGAAGUACAUUCCACGGGGACGGUGGUAUAUUGUUUACCGUCAACUGGUUUACCAUUCAUCCUCAAUAUGAUCAUGAUAAUCUGAACAACGAUAUGUGCUUGCUCCGGAUCACUGGAACAUUCCUGCAGCACCCAAACAUAGCAAUCAUACAAAUAACCAAUAGUACAACCAUUCCCGGCGGUGACCAGGGAAUUGUUUCUGGCUGGGGUGCAGUGGAAACGGAUGGAAACUCGGUACCGCAUCUAAGGGCGACGAAAGUGAAAAUUCUGACCCAGACACAGUGCAAUAAGCGGAUUCGGAAUUCGGUUACGCCCACAGCAAGCAUGUUUUGUGCCGGUAAUGUAGGGAGGUCCAUUUGUGUCGGCGAUGGUGGAGGUCCUUUGGUGUACCAGCAGCGUCAAAUAGGGAUCGUGUCGUUCAUCGUAAACGAGUGCGGAGGGACCGAACCGGCAGUUUACACGCGCCUGUCCAACAAAAUCGUACAGGAUUACAUUAAAUUGGAGAUUUCCAUCGACCAGCUACGCCAAUUGUUGGAGAACCAGUACGGAUGA